AGGAGGAAAACACGCUCGCUCUCCCCGCCUCUUCUUGGAAGUUGGAGUCCAACCCUGCAACGCGCUCUCCCUCCUCUCUCUCACCCCUGCGAGCCGCCUUCUUCUCCUCGCCAGGCCACGCCUAGCUCAUCCCACUCCUCUCGUCGCCACCAAGCCACACGUCGGGCGGUGCUCACCUCGACGCAGCCGCAUUCGUGGAGAAGAUGGGCAAGCGGAGGGUUGAGAGGUCGCUUCUCACGGAGAAGACGGCGGACGCCGGCGCCGUCGCGAAGCGGACGCGCUCCGGUUCCCACGCGCUCGCGCCGCCGCCCUCUCGGUCUCCGGCCGCCGUUCAACCGCCCACAGAGAGCGGCGAUGACAGGUCGCUGGCGGACGUCUCCGCCGUCGAGCCUGCCAGGAGGCGAACACGGUCCAAAUCCAACCCGCGCCUACCUCCUCCACUGACGGCGCAGAAGAAGGUUUCCUGGGCGAUACCAGUAACUGAUAAAGGCAAAGAAGAACAUAAGCAAAGAGAAGUUCCGAACGCCAAGAUGAGGACGAGGACGCAGCCAUCCAGGAGAGGAAAAGGAGACGCAGGCGAGGCAAGCAAUGCGUCGGUGAUACCUCCUGCAAAUUUUGAUCGAGAAAGUCAACCUCGCAUGCAACCUACACAUUCCGAGCAACAGCCAGUUGGUACAAGGGGUCAGCGGUACCCGAACAAAGGUGAGGUGCAAAAGGAAGCUCAAAGGAGAAGCAAGAGGCAAGAACCGAGUGGAAGGGAAAACCUGAGCAGAGCACUCGUUCCUGCACCGGUGAGAAAAAGCACGAGAAGAAAGUCAAGGCCUUUGCAGUGGUGGCUUGGUGAAAGGUUUCUGUAUAACAGUAAAGUACCAAAAAUGCAAUUCGGGCUUUUUUGCUUCGUAAGGAAAGUGGAGGAAGCACAUAAGAACAGGAAAGUUUUCCUUUAGCAGCAUUAUUCAUUCAUUUGGUUAAACGAAUAGAGCAAAGGAAAACCGAAGGAUUUUUUUUCUUCUCUGAUCUCACUUCCGAAAGGGAAAACACAGGACUUUUACAUUCUGCUUGGCCCUCAUUUUAGAAUUCCUACACACAAAGAGGCAUCCUAACUAUACUUUCUUUUCAUGUAACUUGUGCAGAUAGGCUACCCGGCGCAAUAGGCAUUAAAUCAUAUUCUCACGGUGAAGAUGGCAAGGUUGCACUGAGAGUGGAAUCCUUCCUGCCCAAACAAUAUUCAGAUUUUGUAGCGCAUGUCGGGAUGUACUGAGGUUCUUGGAUAUGUUUCGGUUGUGACGCUUCUAUCUAUCCUUUUGUGGCAUUUGCGAUCUUUAUCUUAGCCACGCAAAACUUUUGAGAUUGAUGAUGCCAUCUAUAUUUGAACUUGUAUCCUGUAUUUUCACAACUUAUCGGCCACGGUUGUGCAUGUGGUAUGAGGCAAAUAUCUCUCUCCA
Messenger RNA from Aegilops tauschii subsp. strangulata, 1445 nucleotides. RefSeq lists its product as uncharacterized. The record is from RefSeq and is a predicted model, not a curated record. Gene Ontology annotation, molecular function: centromeric DNA binding. NCBI's taxonomy places the organism in Eukaryota, Viridiplantae, Streptophyta, Magnoliopsida, Poales, Poaceae. Gene Ontology annotation, cellular component: kinetochore. Gene Ontology annotation, biological process: attachment of mitotic spindle microtubules to kinetochore; spindle attachment to meiosis I kinetochore; kinetochore assembly.